AUGCCAGCCAUCACUGCUGGAUUUUUCCGGAAAGUGGGUAGGAAUUUCAUCGAUUACUGGCGAACAAUUGGAAACGACUAUCGGAUAGUCGCUAAGGAAACAUUUGAGGCAUGUGUGAAGAAACCUGCGAAGGCUGGGAUUUAUGCCACCGGGAUAAGUGGUUUGGUGUACGCAUAUGUCACAAAUCCUUCAGAAGCGAGUAUGUUAGAUGAGUUGUGUGAGUUGCGUCAGACAAUGACAACUCUACCAGCCUCCAUUCAUAAUAAAGAAAGUGAUGCCGAACUUGCAGAGAGGUCCAUACUACUGUCUCAAGACCGUUUACAUUACUAUAACUUAUGGUUUUUCUCGUUACUAGUUCGCUCCGAACAUGACAGUUCAGUGAAGAUAUACGAGUCACAGGACAAGAAUCUCAAAGAUUGGAUCUGGAACGAAUUCUUCAAAAACAUUUACGAUGUCGGAUUUCAAGGAAGGUGGUAUCGACUAAGUCAGAAAUUUAAGGAUUACGAUAUUAAUCAGGAUGAGCUUGCCCAUCUCCCAGAUUAA
This is a messenger RNA of Angiostrongylus costaricensis, 543 nucleotides long. Lineage: Eukaryota; Metazoa; Nematoda; Chromadorea; Rhabditida; Metastrongylidae. The record is from the annotation of a GenBank genome assembly.